This is a messenger RNA of Perkinsus marinus ATCC 50983, 1005 nucleotides long. RefSeq lists its product as hypothetical. The record is from RefSeq and is a predicted model, not a curated record. The transcript has 12 exons. The coding region runs from base 1 to 1005 and encodes 334 amino acids. NCBI's taxonomy places the organism in Eukaryota, Perkinsozoa, Perkinsida, Perkinsidae.
AUGCCUUGGGGGGAAGUUGCCUCAGUGGCUAGUCGAGGUGGUCGUCACGUUGGUGGCAGUGGAGAGCAUCAGAGAGGGUCGCCUUCAUCCGUCUCGACAGCUUCCUCCAGGGGCACUAGAGCGAGGUCGCAGGGCGUGGAUGCAGCCACUAUUCGGAAGAAUCUUCUCACGUCUAUGUACAUGGUCGAUUUCGAGGAUUGGAUGGCCGUCCGCCGCACAGGGAAGAAUUCUCAAGGUCGACCUGUGCCUGGUGCCCAAGUUGUGAAGAUUCCUAUGAGUUUUGACAGGAGUGGUAGCAAAGUGCCCUUCCUCGACUCAUCUGCUACUCCUAAGAGCAUCUACCGGGAGGCUAUCGGUGGUUGGUACGGUAGCGCUGACGGAGAUCCCUUUGCGAAGAGCAGACUAAAGGAUCCUAAUGCACCCCGUCCUAUGGCGAGCACUGCGGGUUGCCCGUUCGCUACUGUGAAGGCUCGAAACGGCCUGCCUAGAUGCGACUUCCAUGAAGGAAUUACUUCUUAUCGAGAGUAUAUGGACGUGACGUAUGAGGAGAAUGUGAGGUCGAUCAAGGACAAUAUAAGGGGAAAGAGUCUGCGUCUUAGUCCAACUGGUGUAAAUGAGGAUACGUUCCUAACAGUGCAAGGUGGUGUACCUUGCCAAACACGGUUGAGAUAUAACGAACGCGUUAAGGCAUCCGCUAAACUCUUCGUGGUCAGAGGAAUAACUGUGAAAGAACCUCACGUUAAAUCCUGUAUGAUUCGUCCAUCAAACUUCGUACGGUUUGGGAGGUUCCCUCCAGAAAGCGAUGAUCCACGCCAUGCUCGAACCGUUCUCUCGGUACCAAAAGUGACCCCUGAGGAUCUGAGUCCUGAUGAACAGCUCGACGAGCUCGACGGUGGAACCUCUGCUGUUGUCGAGAAGAUGUGGCACUGCCACAGAAGAAUUCUCUAUGGGAAUAUCAGGGCUAUGUCCACUCUCCUUAACCAUGGGGGAAUGAUAAUAACUUGA